GGGGCCGUGCGAUGGAAGCCGGCUGGCAGCGUGGCCGCGCCCGCGCGGCCUUGGGCGGUGCCGUCGGCCCGGGCAGCCAACAGGAUGGGGGCUUGCAGUAGCAGUGGCCCCCGGCGCAUCAGCCCGGGGAGGGAAACAACAGCACAGGCUGCGCGUAGCGACCGGCCCAUGGAUGUCACGCGCGCCGGCCCCCGAUCAAUAUAUGCGGGAAUGGAUGCGCCGGGCCCCAGCGGCUCGUCGCCCGCGAGCCACCCCGCCGCGCGGAGGCGGUAGUGGCUCCUCGUCUUCGAGCAGCUUCUCCUCUCAGCAGAGCCGUGGGGUUACCGCGCGUGGGAGGCGCCGGCCGCGUCGUGGGCGCAACAGCCACCCACGAUUCUCGGGGUCGCCAGGGUAGACAGCACUAGCAGGAUCAGACAGCAGCAGAGCAACCAACUCGUCCUCAAGCGAUCUUCGAGGUCAGAAGUGAGUAUCUUUCUCAUUGGUGGGCCUUUGUUUCCACGUGCUUGAACGAAGACGCGAGUAUGUUGCGCAUGGCAUUCGUCGAAAGACAAACUGUUCGAAUAUUUCCAUCCUGAUCCACCCACUGACUAGAAAUAAAAGGAGUACUUAAUCAUGUUCCCGCGCGUUGACGAGUUCAGGUUCACGAAAUUUAUUUUUGACGCACACUCGGACCUGUUCUCGUUCAUAACAUAGCAUGAGCAACGCCACCGGGGG
Amoebophrya sp. A120 is the source of this 714-nucleotide messenger RNA. The record is from the annotation of a GenBank genome assembly. Lineage: Eukaryota; Dinophyceae; Syndiniales; Amoebophryaceae.